Molecule: messenger RNA, 825 nt
Organism: Rhodamnia argentea
Lineage: Eukaryota; Viridiplantae; Streptophyta; Magnoliopsida; Myrtales; Myrtaceae
Product: dehydrin DHN1-like
Exons: 2
Coding region: 101-604 (167 amino acids)
Biological process (GO): response to water
Source: RefSeq, a predicted model, not a curated record
ACGGAAAGAGACAUUCGUAGCGUAAAGAGCGACCCUUGGCCCUUGUUCAUCUGCAGAGUUUCACUUUGGUUGAGAGAGAGUUGUGAGAGGGAGAGAGAAAAUGGCGCAAUACGGGGGGCAAUAUGGUGACUCCGACCUCCGUCGCCAGACCGACGAGUACGGCAACCCGAUCCGCCAGACGGACGAGUUCGGAAACCCCGUCCAGCAGACUGGAUACGGAGCUGGUGCUUAUGGCGCCGGAACCGGCGGUGCAGCUGGGGAGACCGGCGGCCUUGGUUAUGGUGGAGACCAGCAGCAGCAGCAGCUGAGAGGCGAACGUCGUGGAGGUCGCCGCGGCGAAGUGCUCCAGCGUUCCGGAAGUUCUGGUUCUAGCUCCUCGGAAGAUGAUGGUGAAGGCGGGAGGAGGAAGAAGGGGAUGAAGGAGAAGAUAAAGGAGAAGAUUCCAGGGAUGGGCUGCAACGACGAGCAGCAGCAGCAGCAGCAGGCGGGGUCGUACCCGACCUCCACAGCCGCGUGCGGAGGCUACGGGGCGGAGCUGGGGCAGCAGGAGGAGAAGAAGGGGAUGAUGGACAAGAUCAAGGAGAAGCUGCCGGGACGUCAUUAGAUGUAACGUAAUAUGUGCAUCAGCUAUAGCACAUAUUUGCCUUUCUGUCUGUGUGUACGAAAGGAGACUAGAGUUUUGAGUUGUUCCAAAUAAGUGCAAGGAAGGUCACUGCUUGUCUACUUCCCUCUUGGGAAGGAGCUUGCACCUGAAAGUUUUCCUUUUGUGUUUUGUGUACUGUGGUCCUUUUCCAGUCUUUUAAGUAUAUAAGUGGAGCUUUUGUA